Messenger RNA from Microthlaspi erraticum, 366 nucleotides. NCBI's taxonomy places the organism in Eukaryota, Viridiplantae, Streptophyta, Magnoliopsida, Brassicales, Brassicaceae. The record is from the annotation of a GenBank genome assembly.
AUGCUGGAGAAGGGUUUUCAUCCUCUGAGGACUCCUGCGCUCAGUCAUGAGCAAGUUUUUCAACAUCCCUGUUUCCACUUUCUCACCUGCUAUUCAUUUGAUUUCAACUAUAAUCUCUCUGAAAAUGGCAAUGUUUCAUCUGUGAUCAAACAACAGCUACCUGGACUUCUUUCCUUGUCAACCAAACUCCUUCCAACGGUCAUGAACCUCCUUAGAAAGCUGGCGGAAGAAGGACAAACGCCAUCCAAAAACAGCAGCCAGACUUCGAUGCACUCCUCAGCUCAGUCUGAGGUUACAACUAAUGGAGAAAGCAGCAGCUCUGGUUCGUCUCCAGCCAAAAACGUUCCCAUUGAUACGAGUGCAUAG